AUGAGAAAACGGUCUCUUUCGGUCGCUUACGACCGUGGUUUACAGUUUGAGCAGAUGGCGAACAAGUUCGAAGGAGUACCUUCCGAGCACGAGCAAGAAAGUGAAUCGGAAGAAGAAAACGAUGAGGUACUAAACGAAUCCGAUUGGACGGGUGCCGAAUACCAAGCGCUGAUGGAUGGACUGCGUAAGCUUCUGCCGCGAAAGGACAACAAAUCAUACAAGGUCGGACUGAGCAAAAUAGAUUGGGAAAGCGUGGUGAUUGAUGGCCGAACCGCAGACGAUGUAAAAGCGACCACAGAAGGGUUAAUCAGAAAAAUUCGAAAAUAUCGCACCCUUAGCGAGAUGAUCAACGAUAUACCAUCGAUCACAAAGAAAGACAAACUUAAAAAACCUUUGACAGCAUAUAAUUUCUACAUGAGGGAUAGAUAUCCUCAACUCAAAGAGAAGCACCCUGAAAUGCAAAGCAAAGCAAUUUUUGUACUGGUUCAAAAAGAGUACCGCAUUUUGUCGGAGAAAAAGAAGAAAAAGUACGAAGCAAUGGCCACAGAUGCAAAGGAGCUGUUCAAGCAGCAGAAGGAGAAAUACUACCGAGAUCAUCCGGAAGAGUCGAAGAAAGCUAAAAGCAAAAUAUCAGCAAAGUUACCAAAGAAAAACAUGUUCACACCGUUCGAUCUGUUCCGAAAAGAUAAGCAAACUGAAUGUUUAAGUUUAGCAGAAUUGCGCGCUCAGUGGAACCAGCUGGAAAUCAAGAAGAAAUUGAACUACAUCCAGCAAGCCUUUAAGUCCCAAACGGAAAACCCGGCCAUAUCGCUAAAGCUAACCAAGGAGGAACAGUUCAUGAUUGCGCAUGCAAAGGGCAAGCCUGUAUCGAUAGCAGGCUCAACUAGCGAGUAUUAUUUGAAAAAUUAUGCCGAAAGUUUGGAUUCGGUUUCGUUGGCCGAAUGGCGGAAGCUAAAAUUAUUAGAAUUCAAAAAACUGCCAAAGGUGCGAAAAUUGGAGUUGGAAAUAGAGUACCGCCAAGCGAAACAAGAUUACGUUACAAAAUAUGAGAACUACAUAACGAGCAUAACUGACAAAAAAACUCAACAAGCUGAAAUCGAUCAGUUAAAAUCGUUCAUCGACAAGAAAAUGGAUAAAGACGAUAGACAGCAAUUGCCAGAUGAAAAUCGUACAUUCUGCUCAAUGGUUCAAACAUCACAGCUGGAGAAUGAAAUGCUGGAACUACCAAUAGCCGAAUCGACGCUUGUAACGACUAAAACAAAAAAGGCCAAUAAUUCUGCCCAACAAAAAAAUUUCCCCAUUACUGGUAGCCCGAAACCAUUAAAAUCCAUCUUAAAAAGUCCUGUGAAAAAGGAUGCGCAACCAGCGGCGCAGACAUUUACCAAACCAGCGGUGCCUAAAAGUAAAAGGAAGCAUUCGUUGAGCGAAAAUGACUCUGACAGCAACUCCGAAAAAAAGAGCAAACGUUCAACAACCUACGCAUCGAUCGUUGAGCCCGGUAUGGGAUCUAUGGAAAAUGGCAAUACUUCUGCUGUAGGGAAUGCAGUUCAAGAACCUGUGCGACCACCGUCCGACGUAAUUAAAUAUUACAUGUUAAACCACUACCUUGGGAAGAAAAAAAAUUGCGCUGAGUCGUUUAAAAAACUGUCAGUUAACCAGCAAGAAGCAAUGAAAGAGGAAAUGCGUUUGGCACAGAGAAAAUAUUUUAAACAAUUACAGAAAUUUCUUAAAACCGUACCGCCGAAGGAUAUUAAAAAAUAUAUCAAAAAGCUGAAACAAGCCCAGGUUGAUUUCGACAUCGGAAACAGUGUGCUGGAUGAUUCUGGGGUGCUUUCGGAGAGCGUGGCUAAGAAAACUCCCAAACAGGAACCUCAAACGAGCACCAGUAGCAGCAGUAGCGGCAGCGAAGACGACAGUGCAGACGAAAAAUCCAAAAACGAUCAAGGCAGUGGUACAGAAGAUGAGGAAAGCAGCGAAGAAGAAUAG
This is a messenger RNA of Anopheles marshallii, 1986 nucleotides long. RefSeq names its product nucleolar transcription factor 1-like. NCBI's taxonomy places the organism in Eukaryota, Metazoa, Arthropoda, Insecta, Diptera, Culicidae. The transcript is spliced from 6 exons. The record is from RefSeq and is a predicted model, not a curated record. The coding region runs from base 1 to 1986 and encodes 661 amino acids.